AUUAAGAUCGAAGGUCGUAAUUGCGAUGGGGGCGUGCCUGCUGUUCUCUGGUCGCUAACAACAUCCAUGUGCACAUCUGAUACCCUACACAUUGGACCCAUUUUAUAUUUCCAAAAACAAUUCCCUUUCUCUAUCUAUUUAGGUAGUUGGCUCUUCUCAUUUCUACAGUAAAACUAACCCCACUUCCAAACACUACAUGCCGCCUUUGCUAGCUAUUUUCUAUGAAAUCAACACUAUUUAUUUUCUCUCUUCUUCGUUGCCCUUUAUGCCUUGCACCCCUUAUAUAUAUACUCUCAUACUCAUUUUUUUUAUGUAUAAUUAAUAUCUUAUUUCUAUCUUUCCUCUCUCUCUCAGUUAAAUGCAUCAAGACAUGAGUAUAUCUGUAAAUGGCCAAUCACAGGUGCCUCCUGGUUUUCGAUUUCAUCCAACUGAAGAGGAGCUCUUACAUUACUACUUGAAGAAGAAAGUCUCGUAUGAGAAAAUCGACUUGGAUGUUAUUGGCGAUGUGGAUCUUAACAAGCUGGAGCCAUGGGAUAUACAAGAGAAGUGCAAAAUUGGUACCACCCCUCAAAAUGAUUGGUACUUCUUUAGCCACAAAGAUAAGAAAUAUCCAACCGGAACUCGCACAAAUCGUGCAACUGCUGCUGGGUUUUGGAAAGCUACUGGCCGCGAUAAGGUUAUAUACAGUAGUGGUAGACGCAUUGGUAUGAGGAAGACUCUAGUGUUCUACAAAGGUCGAGCUCCACAUGGCCAAAAAUCUGAUUGGAUUAUGCAUGAAUAUAGGCUGGACGACAACCUUAAUUUUCCCGAUACUAAUGUCUCCAAUGUUAUGGGAGAUGCUUCACAAGAAGAAGGAUGGGUAGUUUGCCGUAUCUUCAAGAAGAAGAAUCAUCAUAAAACCCUAGACAGUCACAGUCCUUUAAGUACUUCGUCAUCUAUUAUCGCUGCCGUUGAAACGAGAUCGACGAGCCAGAUUUUGAAUUCAUUCAACGAAGGUGCUUUAGAUCAAAUACUUCAACAUAUGGGAAGGGCUUGCAAAGAAGAAAAUUAUGAAGCAAAUAAAUUGAGAUUUCUCCGGUCAAAUAUCGACACAGCUAUCAGCAAUGGCUACCACGAUACAUUUAUGAAACUUCCAACCCUAGAGAAUCCAAAUUCUGGAAGUACACAAAAUUGUUACCCAUCCAUGGUUAAUAAUGAGGGUUCAAUGGAUGCUAAUUCAGUUUACCCAUUGGAUUCUGGCUUAACCAACUGGGCGGCCCUUGAUCGUCUAGUAGCUUCACAGCUUAACGGCCAAAUUUCUUGCUUCAAUGAACCCAUCGUGGCCUAUUGUAAACCUACUGAUCAACCUCACGAUGAUCUUCAAUUGCCAACCGUACGAUCAUCAUUCUCAUUACCAUCCAACAGGGCAUACCAUGGAAAUCAAGUCCAUAAUCAAGAUUAUGAUAGUGAGAUUGACUUGUGGAAUUUCACCACACGAACAUCGUCUUCGUCGGACCCAAUAUGCCACGUUGCAAGCUCUAGUGUAUAACAGAUGAAUAACCCUAGCAACAUAUAUAAUCAUAUCAUAGUUUAUAAAGUCAGAAGGAGUAUUAUGAUAGAUUAAUGAUAAAAUAAUAAAAAGUGAAGAGGGUUUCUUAGAUGGGAUGGCGUUGUCAACCAUUAUCUUUUUCUUGAUUAAGAUGUUUAGCAAUUUUCCUAUUUGUUAUCUAGAAACUAAGCGCUAGCUAGCUAGAUGGCAAUAAUCUGUGGGUGAUUUACUUUAAGAGAAUAUUAUAUCUCUCCAACUGCAGUUAUAAUUCCUGCUAGCUUUUUAUUCUUCAAGUUAAUUAAGAUGAUGAGGAAGAAGAUAGAGGUGUCUGUAAUUAAUUAUCCUUGGGUUGCGUUCACAUGGUUUGUCUAGAAUCUGAGAUGAGAAGCAGUAUUUGCCUCCAACUCGAUUGGUCCUCUGCGAUCAAAGGAGAACAAAAGUUUGUGGGACAUAAUAGAUACCAAUUUAGUGGGAAACAAAAUUUUUUGCUUCAACCUAGCUUUAAGAUUUGAUUAGUAUGGCUGGAUUAUCUGUAAUUAUAAGCUUAAGAGUUUUAAUUUUGGUCAAGCCUGCUGUUAUUUUUUGUUUUAGGCAAGAAAAUUCCGAUUCUCAUU
This is a messenger RNA of Jatropha curcas, 2142 nucleotides long. It is a transcript of the gene NST1, whose product is annotated as NAC (No Apical Meristem) domain transcriptional regulator superfamily protein. Lineage: Eukaryota; Viridiplantae; Streptophyta; Magnoliopsida; Malpighiales; Euphorbiaceae. The record is from RefSeq and is a predicted model, not a curated record. Gene Ontology annotation, molecular function: DNA binding. Gene Ontology annotation, biological process: regulation of DNA-templated transcription.